This is a messenger RNA of Mizuhopecten yessoensis (Yesso scallop), 1080 nucleotides long. Its product is annotated as aminopyrimidine aminohydrolase-like. Gene Ontology annotation, cellular component: cytosol. The record is from RefSeq and is a predicted model, not a curated record. NCBI's taxonomy places the organism in Eukaryota, Metazoa, Mollusca, Bivalvia, Pectinida, Pectinidae. The coding region runs from base 119 to 862 and encodes 247 amino acids. The transcript is spliced from 6 exons.
AUCACCACUCCCUGCACGCUCCCAGUAGGUGUAUAAAAGGACGCUAUGUCAAAUUUGUCAGCACUGGAAGCUGACCGCCAGUCUAACAGCCUUUUCACAAUUUUUGCAAAACCAAACAAUGGUUCUACGACAUCUACGACUGGCUACAAACGUGCAUGGCUUACACAAGCCUGUAACGAAAUCUACAGCCGUGGUGAUAGCUGUAUGCCUAUUACUACUAGUGGUACCAAAGACUGAUGCCGAAUCGUUAUCAGAGUACCUCUGGAAUCAGACGGAGUCGAUACGAAACAAUGCAUUAUCUACAUAUUUUGUUCAAGGAAUAGGAAAUGGCACUCUAAAUCCUACAGCUUUUGGGAGCUACAUGAUACAAGACUCUGUCUACAUUUACAACGCCAAACGCUCUAUUGAUAGCGCUGUAUAUAGGGCACCCGAAGGGAAACUCAAAGAAUUUUUGAGGGGCAAGUCAGCAAGUUUUGAAAGGUACUACCAUGCAUUAUUUAAAAAAUGGCACAUCAAGGACCCAGCAGAUAUCAAGGUUUGUGCAGCCUGCCAGUCUUACGCAGACUACGAACAUCAGAUCGCUGCUACAGAGGACACGAUCUACAUGAUAGUAGCGAUGCUUCCGUGCUAUAAGUUGUGGCCCUGGCUUGGACAGCAGCUGCAAUCGGCCAAUCAUGGUGUGUACGAUGACUGGUUCAACAGCAACUUUGACCCUCAAUACGAAGGGUACAAGGCCUUGGAUGCUUUGGUUGAUGCAGCUGAUGUAAAACAGACUAUCAGCAGGAACAAAGCCUUAGAAGUGUAUACCAGAUGCAUGCUGGGUGAAUACGAGUUCUUCGACUCUGUACAAGAAACUCAGUAGACGAUCAUAUCAAUUAUCAUCCAUGUCAACAUCCCUUCCUGUUGGUGAACGUUUUGCUUAAUUGUUUGAAAUUAAAGUUUAUCAAAAAAACGUUAAAAACUGAGAGUAUAAAAACCUAAUUAUAUUUGAUGAACAGAAUUUUGACAAUACGUACUGGUACCAUGGACAAAGCCAUGAUAACUAUGUGAAUAUAGAACUAUUAAAAACGUGAUAAUUAA